Molecule: messenger RNA, 1614 nt
Organism: Symbiodinium sp. CCMP2592
Lineage: Eukaryota; Dinophyceae; Suessiales; Symbiodiniaceae
Source: the annotation of a GenBank genome assembly
AUGUCGGAUGGGCCGAAGUUCGAUGCAGACGUCCUCGUGAUCGGAGCCGGGCUCGCUGGGCUAACCGCCGCGAGGGUGCUGCACGCUUACGGGGGCCGAGCUUUGGUACUUGAGGCGCGGGAACGCCUCGGGGGUCGGGCGGCCACUAGCGAGCUGACAGGAGGAAAGGGACGCCCGGAUCUCAGCCCGGCACCCGUGGAGGAAGGCUGUAACUAUCUCCACGGCUGCAGCGAGGACCAUCCACUCUUUCUGCUUGCGGCUCGUCUAGGCAUCCCCACCGCCGUGGCGGCGGGGGAUUUAGGCUGUCAGUACACCGGCUGGGAAUCUGCGGAAAUCGCCGAGUGGCGGGACGCGGAUCGAGGCGGCGAGCGGAUCCCCGUGGAAGAAGUCGUGGACGCAGCGCUCCUGUCCCCCGGGCUGCAGCUUCAGCAGGUAACCUACGGUGUGGCUUUCCUGGCAUCAGGCAAGCCGCCGGAAGAGCAAUCAGAAGAGGCCACUUGCUUCGUGAGUGCCUUUCCGCUUUUGGUUGACAAGAGCGGGCAUCGCAGCUCCCCUUCUUUGAAUUCGAGAGAGCGGUCCAUCGUCUACAAGAUCCGAGGUAAGCUUCAGCGGGUGGAGGAUCUGGGAUCCGCUGGACCCACGGCGCCUUUGCAGCAUGGCUUCUGCAGCUUCAUCGAGUGCCUGGUCGGCGGAGUUACCGUCCGCUUGGGCGAUCCGGUCAAGGAGGUAUGGCAAACAGAGUCCAUGGUGAAGAUCACCACGAAGUCUGGCCAGUCUUUCGCCGCGCCCUUCGCCAUCAUCACCGUGCCCUCGGGCGUCCUUGCCGAGCUCCAUCCAGAGAGUUGCAUCCACUUCAAACCUGCGCUGCCGGCAGACAAAGUUGCUGCCAUCAAGAGGCUGUCAAUGCCGAAGCGCGGAGCCACGACGCACGAGAAGGUGGUCCUCCGAUGGCCCGUCUCGGAGCCGUUCGUGUCAGAGGUCUUGGGUGCCCGCGGCGCCGCUUUGCAGUUUGAGACGACCGACCAGAGGUUUCACUUCCUUAAUCUGCACAAAUAUGGCCGGGAAGGCCAACUGCUUUGCCACAUUUGGGGCGACUCGAACUGGGAGGAGCAUGCUGUGCUGAGCGACGAAGAGGUUGUCAUGGAGGUGGUUCGUGGGCUCCGUGCGAUGUUUCCAGCAAAGGCUGCAUCAGACGACAGCGCUCCCGCACAGGACGACGUGCCCUUCCCUCCGCUGUGGAAGGUAACCCGCUGGUCCCUGGAUCCUUUUGCUCUCGGAGCCUACACCGAGUUCCAGGAUCCCAGAGCUAGCGAGGACGACCGCGACAUCUACGCGAGACCCGAAGGCCGCCUCUUAUUUACCGGCGAAGGUGCUGUUCCGGGCCAUGUGGGCGCGCAGUGCACUCAUGGAGCUGUUUUCGGAGGUGCCUCUGCUGCCAUCGCACUCCUGAGCGAGGGUGUUGGCGCGGCGAAGCGUCAAGCACUGGAAGAGGAGUCCCCUCGUCUCGGGGAGCUCCUUGGCUCUGGACCUAUGGGCCUGGACGUGCCGGUACUCGUGGAGGUCCUGGCCACCGGUCGCUGCAAGGGCCGCAAGCGGCGUGAGCCGCCAGACUGA